Chanos chanos (milkfish) is the source of this 6246-nucleotide messenger RNA. It is a transcript of the gene heatr5a, whose product is annotated as HEAT repeat containing 5a. Gene Ontology annotation, biological process: retrograde transport, endosome to Golgi; intracellular protein localization; endocytosis. Gene Ontology annotation, cellular component: Golgi apparatus; endocytic vesicle; membrane. NCBI's taxonomy places the organism in Eukaryota, Metazoa, Chordata, Actinopteri, Gonorynchiformes, Chanidae. Bases 103 to 6204 code for a protein of 2033 amino acids. The transcript has 35 exons. The record is from RefSeq and is a predicted model, not a curated record.
UGUCUGCUGUGAGAGCCAGGUUGAUGAUCGCUGUGAUCGUGGUGGAUCGCUGUGUUGAGCUUGUCCGAACACAGUGACGGAGACACGGCAGUGGAUAAAGGGAUGGAGCAGAGUCAUGGUCUGCUCCUGGAUGAGGAGGUGUCCGGCCGUCUGGGAGAGACCCAGAAGGUGGAGUACGUUUUUGAAUGGCUGCGCUCCCUCAAGAAACUCCUCUCCACCACAGACAGAGCGGUGGUGAAACAGAAUCAGAAGCGACUGGUGGAACAGCUCACGGCCGUUCUGACUGGAUCUCCGGGCCCGCCCGCCCGCAGGCUGCUGGCCCAGUGCCUGGCUCUGGUCUACAGAGUAGGCGACUCCUUCACUGCAACGCUCACCGUGGACAAAUGCAAUGACAUCAUCCGCAGCAAAGACGACUCACCCAGCUUCCUGCCCACUCGUCUGGCAGCUAUCGCCUGUCUGGGUGCACUGUUUGAACAGCUUGGGCGACUUCUCAUCAGCUCUUAUAAAGACACUGUGGGAAAUCUCCUGAGAGCCAUUAAGAGCGCAGAGUCUCAGGGUCGUUACGAGAUCAUGCUGUGUGUGGAGCGUAUUCUGCAGGGCCUGGGGGUUAGUGCAGUGCCUUGUCACAGGGACAUUUACAAGGCCGCACGUCAGUGCCUCACCGACCGUUCAAUGGCUGUACGCAGUGCCUCCGCCAAGUGCCUGCUGGAGCUGCAGAGAGAGGCCGUGUUCCUGUGGUCGUCUGAGCUCGAGAGCGUUGCCACCCUGUGUUUCCGAGCCUUCGAUGGCUCCAACUACGACGUCCGAGUCACUGUGUCUAAGCUGCUUGGCACUCUGCUAGCAUCAGCACUUGUGCCCAAACAAGCCAUAGCCCCAAAGCAGGGUUCAAGGCGAAACUCCCUGGAGGAGGUGAUGGACCUGCUGUUGGGGGGGUUCAUGAGGGGCGGGGCCGGUUUCCUGCGGGCGAGCGGGGACAUGCUGAAGGGGACCAGUUCGGUCAGCAGAGAGGUCAGAGUGGGCGUGACACAGGCUUGCAUGGUCUUUGUGUCUACCCUGGGAGGCGCCUGGCUCGAGGCCCAUUUCCCAUCAUUCCUGGCUCUUCUGAUGGAGCUGGUGUCUAACGCCAGGGCGACGCAGAGCGCGGCGGACGCGGUCUGCUGCCGACGCUGCGUGUCCUUCAUCCUCCGAGCAACGCUGGGAAGUCUGCUCGGAGAGAAGGCCCAGAUAGCAGCAGCCAAAGAUAUCUGCCUGUUAAUCAGCAAACAGAAGAAAGCCGUGGAUGAUAUGAUGUGUGAGGGGAACGUGGAGACGCGUGUGAGCACCACAGAUGUCAGUGCCAGUCAGCACAUACUGGUGUGUGCGCUGCUGGAACUGGGCAGUCUGGUCCAGAACCUGGGCUCCACUGCUGUCCCUUUACUGCAGGAACCAAGCACUGCCGUGCUGGACACUGUGAUCUCCGUCUUACUGCACCCCAGCGCGCCCGCCCGACUGGCGGCCGCCUGGUGCCUGCGCUGCGUUGCCGUGGCGAUUCCCGCUCAGGUGGCCGUGUUGCUGGAACGCUGCACGGAGAGACUGAACGCUCUGAGGUCCAGUCCAGAGGCUGUGGCCGGUUACAGCGCUGCCAUCGCUGCCUUACUGGGUGCGCUACAGCACUGUCCUUUAGGAAUCCCUCACACCAAAGCCAAAGUCCUAAUGGGUUUAGCAGAGGACCUGCUUCGUUCUGCGGCCCAGAAUAGCCGGAUCUCCAUCCAGCGAACUCAGGGAGGCUGGUUGCUCCUCCGUGCCCUCACUACACUCGGACCCAAUGUGAUUGUGCAUUACUUACCCAGAAUGCUGUUGCUAUGGAAAUGUGCUUUCCCGCUCUCGGUGAGGGAUAUGGACGGUGAGCUGCGUCGUGGAGACUCCUUCACCUGGCAGGUUACCCUGGAGGGGCGUGCAGGGGCGCUGUGUGCUCUAAAGGGCCUGUUGGUGCACUGCAGAGAUCUCCUAAGUGAUGAGGUCAUAGGUCGCCUGCUCCCUCUGUUGACCUCUGCCGUGGCCUUGCUUACGCAGCUUCCCUCUCUGAUCAAAUCCUACGGGAACCAGAUAAAAACUUCAGCCGCUGUCUUCAGAGUGAAGCUGUAUGAGAUUUUUGCACUACUGCCUCCAAACACCUAUGAAGAGAAUUUUGGAGUGUUGCUGAAGCAGCUUCUGAGUGACCUUAUGGGGUCAGAGGUCACAGCCUGCCCUGAGCUGAGCCUCAUGACCCCUCUGUGCCACGCCCCUGACCUGGCCCUGCUGGGGCCUGGCAUGCAAGACAUGGAUCAACAUUACAUCGAGGAACAGGUGAGAUCAGGGGGCAGUGUUGGUUGUGGGUCCCUCGAGUUUGACCCCUUCACCAUCUGUGAAAAAUGUCAGGAUGUCCCUGUACCCCUCCCCCCAAACUCUGCCCUCAUUCUGUCUGCCGUGCAGCUAUUUGGAGUCAUCUUCCCUCAUCUUGAGGUUCAACAAAGGGCUCAGACACUGGAGCAGUUCUGUGAGGCCGUGAAGCAGGUGAAGGGAGCGCGUCAGCAGACAGUGCAGGUUCAGGUGGUGUCUGCUCUCUGCUCUGCACUCAAGUGCCUGGCGGCGGGUCACGCAGGGCUCGGUUCUGAGGAAGUCCGGAAGCCAGCGGUGGUUCUCCUGGUGGGGGCGCUGGAGAGCGCCAACCCGCUGCUACGCUGCGCUGCAGCCGAGGGCAUCGCUAGGUUGGCACAGGUUGUCAGUGACCCUGGCUUCACCGUCUCCAUGACUCUAAUGCAUUUCGACAAGCUAAAAGCAGCGCGGGACGCUGUGACACGAAUGGGCCACGCCCUCGCCCUGGGGGCUCUGUUUCGUCACGUGGGUGGCAUCAGCUCCAUCCAGCACCUGAGCACCUGUGUGGGCAUCCUGUCUGCCCUGUCCCAGGACAGUACCUCACCUGAGGUCCAGAUGUGGUCUCUUCACUCUCUCUCUAUGGUGAUAGACUUGGCUGGCCCUCUGUAUCACAAUCAGGUGGAGGAGUCUUUCUCCCUGGUGCUACGACUGCUCCUUUCCACUCCUCCCACACAUGUGGAGGUCCAUCAGAGCCUGGGCCACUGCCUCAAUGCCCUUAUUACCAACAUAGGCCCCGACCUACAGGGUGAGGGUCCUGGUGUGUGUGCAUUGCGGAUGUCCUGUAAGGUGUGCUGUGCCGUGAUGCAGGCUAGUCCUGACUCUCUGGUCCAGGCCCAAGCUGUCUCCUGUCUGCAGCAGUUACACCUGUUCGACCCGAAACACCUCAAUUUGGCCAGUCUUGUCCCCACUCUCUGUAUGAACCUGUGUAGUUCCUCCCUGUGCCUGCGGAGGGCGGUAGUGGCGUGUCUGAGGCAGUUGGCACAGCGUGAGGCGGCGGACGUAUCAGAACACGCCAUCACCUUGGUCAAAGAUCUGCCCCGCCGAGACAACACUCAGCUGGAUGUGACAAUUAAAGAAGUUGGCCUUGAGGGGGCGCUGUUCAGCCUGCUGGACCGUGAAUCAGACCCGUGUUUGCGCCAGGACAUCCAGGAGACCCUGAUCCACAUGAUUAGUUCCAUCGCUCUGGGCAAACUGGCGCACUGGCUUAAACUCUGCAAAGAUGUCCUUUCUGCUUCAGCAGACUCGGUGGCGGCGGCCGUCUCCAUGGAGACGCGUCAGGAGGAGGAGACGGAGCGCGACGACGACUCCUCGGCUUUCCACGCCAAGCCCGAGUCCAACGGGCCCUUCAACAACCUGCGCUGGUCCACGCGCGUCUUCGCCGUCGAGUGCGUGUGUCGGAUCAUCGCCCAGUGCGAGAACGGAGACCCGGCCCACUUUAACAUGACGUUAGCUCAGGAACGACGGCUACACGAGUCCACAGAUUUCCUGGUUCUCCACCUGGCGGAUCUGAUCCGAAUGGCUUUCAUGGCUGCCACGGACCAGAGCGACCCGCUCCGGCUGUCUGGUCUGCAGACUCUACUGGUCAUCAUCCGCAAGUUCGCCGCCGUGCCCGAACCGGAGUUCCCCGGACACGUCAUUCUAGAACAGUACCAGGCCAACGUGGGAGCCGCAUUAAGACCUGCCUUUGGCGUGGACGUCCCUCCUGAUGUCACUGCUAAAGCUUGUCAGGUCUGCAGCGCCUGGAUCGCCAGCGGCGUCGUCAGCGACCUUCGCGACCUGCGGCGGGUACAUCAGCUCUUAGUUUCCUCUCUGCUCAAAGUUCAAGGGGGGAAAGAGGUGAAAAGUCAGCUCUAUAACGAGGCCACUUCCACCAUGGAGACGCUGGCGGUGCUCAAAGCCUGGGCGGAGGUGUACGUGGUGGCGGUGCAGAGCACCAGGCAGAAGGUGAGCUCGGGCCAGCCGUCGGAGUCGUGCGACGGGCCCGGGGAGGCCGGUUCCGGGGGGAACGGUUUGCUGAAACUCGUCCAGGCCGACCUGGGAACCCUCAGCCGCCUGUGGUUGGCCGCUCUGCAGGACCACGCCCUCCUCACGCUGCCCCACGAAUACUGCGCCCAACUGCCCCCUGCAGGUGGUUCGUUCUACACGGCCGAGACGGCGGAACAGGCCCGACCGCAUUACCGCGGCUCCUGGGCUCCUAUCCUCCACGCCACCUCCCUCUGGUUUAGCAGCACGGGCUUCAUCGUGGUGGACGACGGACCCACCAACCUAUCCCGCCCUGUGACCCCCACCUCCAUGGGUCAGUCCAAGUCACUGGCUACGGUCAAAUCGCCAGAGGACAUCAACACAGAGCGUUUUCACCUCAUCCUGGGUAUCAGCGUGGAGUUCCUCUGCUCGCCUCACUCUCAGGACCAGAUGGAGAAGAUCACAUCCUGUUUGCAUGCCUUACAGGCCCUCUUAGACGUCCCCUGGUCCCGCUCCAAAGUGGGAAACGAUCAGGCUCUGAGCGCGGAGCUCCUGAGAAUGCUGCACAGGCUGAUCGUGACGCGGGAGUCUCCCGAGAUCCAGCUGGCAGUCCUGGAGCUGGUGCGUCUGGUGGUGUGCGCCGCUCAGGAACACGUCAAAGAGAAACGCCACAGCGCAGAGGUGGAUGAUGGGGCCGCGGAGAAAGAGACGGUUCCCGAGUUCGGCGAGGGAAGGGACACGGGAGGAUUGGUUCCGGGUCGGUCCCUGGUGUUUGGGGCCCUGGAGCUGUGUCUGUGCGUGCUGGUCCGGAAACUCCCGCAGCUCAGCCCCAAACUGGCGGGCGGCCCCGCGUUCCCCUGCGGCCCGGCCGCGGCGCUGAGCGAGAACGACUGCGGGCUGGUGACGGCCGCUCUGACCGUCCUCGCCGACCUGCCGGCUAUCUGCUCGCCGGAAGGCAGCGUGUCCAUUCUGCCCACGGUGCUGUAUCUGUUGCUGGGGGUUCUGAGGGAAGUGGUGUGGGGGUGUGGAGAUGCCCAAGUGGGGUCUGUGGUGUCAGGGGCACUGCAGGCCCUGCGCACGGUGCUGUCUUCCCCCAUGAGCCGAGCCGAGAAGAGCAGGGGAGCCUGGACCCAUCUGCUCCGGUGUGCUCUCAACACACUGCUGGACUGCUGGAGAACAGAGCCUAAGACAGAGCCCACGGUGGACGAGGUGCCUUUGCUGACGGCUCUCACCAUCUUCUUGCUGUCGGCCAGCGCCGAGGUCACCACCGUGGAACCCCUGCUAACGCGCUGCGUCGACAGAUUCAGGGCUAGUCUGGACUCCAAGGACCCUGCGGUCCUGAGUCGGAGUUUCCAGCUGCUGGCGUCGCUGUUCCAAAGCCCCGGUGCCGUGGGGGGGCGGUUCAUCCACGCGCUGGGGGGCAGACUACUGGCGUACCUGCAGGCCGUGGAGAAGAGCCAUCCGCAGAGCCCAGCGGAGCUGCUGGCGGUGCAGGACGGAGUCAGGGCCUUACAGGCGUUGGUGCUGGCUGCCGAGGAGACACACCGUCCACAGCUGGUGGCUACGCUGCUACCCAUCCUCAUUUCCUUCCUGCUGGACGAGAAUGCCUUGGCAUCCGCCCCCCUCCCCGCACGCACCCUACACGAGUCUGCCUUACAGGACCUGAUGCAUAUCGGUCCACAGUACCCUUCUGUCUUCAAGGCCCUCAUGGCCUCCUCUCCGCACAUGAAAGCUCGUCUGGAGGCCGCUGUCAGAGGCAAUCAGCAGAGCCUGAAUGCAAAGGCAAACCCGCCUCAGGUCUCCAGUAAAAGCUCUCCCAGCAUUCGCCUCAAGACCAAGUUCCUGUGAUUUAAAAACAAACAAUAAUAACAACAACAGCUACUACAACAU